AUGGUUGACAGGGAGAAACUUGUGGCCGAGGAAUCCUCCGAGGCCACGCCAUUGCUGCAAAAAGCGGCACCCAUCGUAUCUGCGCAGGAAUGCCGGCGGCAUAAGCAACUGCUUCGAUGUUUCUUGAACUUGAAGCAGACGGUCUCAAAAAUGGAAGGUCUAUUCAAGACCGAGUAUGUCCACGAAAUUAAGACUGAACUAGACCCGACAGCCCGACAGACCAUGGUGGAGGAACGUCGAUGGUCAAUCUAUGUCUCACGGGCGAUCCAUAGAUUUUCCGUUUGGUGGACUCAUUUACCAGCCAUGGGCACGCUAGGGUUUGAUUCAAGCCAAUUAGCGGAAAAGCCGUACGGACAGCAUGGCGGGUGGGCGUGGACAAAGGAUCAGAUGCCACCAUUAGAUGUUUUGAUGGUCCUCCAUGCAUUGACACUACAUAAUAAAGCCCUCGGGGAGGAUUGUUUUCGACAUCAAAAGAUGGCACUAUGGAACGAAGGAUUCCCCCUUCAGCUGGCCUCACGAUGUAUCGACCAGGAUAGCCUCACGUAUUCGUGUCCCGAGACCUGCAGGAUGCACUUCGAAAAUAUGACGAAGUUGGCAUGGGAAAAUCUUGCUGACUCGGAGAAUCUUUCUAUCGAAUGCUUCCGAUGUCAAAAACCAACCGUUGUGCCGUGGACGACGCGGCGCGGAAAUGGCCUCGCAGAUAAUGGGUUCGUACAAUUGUGCCAAUCGUGCAAGUUUAUCCUACGAAGAGAUGCUCUUCUUGUUCAGAAGCUCCGUCGAGAUUUACACCUACUGUCGGAGAAAAAUACCCCAUUGCCCGGGACGUGCUGGAGUGUUGAGGAUGGUCAUGGCACUUUGGCUUCUAACAAUGAGACAAAUGAGUUCGUGAAACAGUUUUUAGGGAAAUUGUUACUGGAGGAGACGCGCCCGACCAAUCUCUUCCCAAAUAUGACUCAGAUAAUCGAAGCCAGUACCGAGGCAGUUGGAAGUCAAUCUCUGCCUAUGCUUCAUGAUAUCUUUGAGCACUAUCAAUAUGUGGGAAAUUCUUCCUGUGAUCUGCAUGCCGCUGUAAUGAGGGUGUCCAAGUCGGCAUCAACGAUGCAGAAUGUGGAUUGGUCUGAGUCUGAUUUACACUUGUCGCGGAUUGAGACCCGAUACGUUGAUUUCCUGCGAGAGCAAAGCAAGGGAUUAUCAUCACGGCGUCCUGCUGUCGCCAAACCGGAUUUGAUGGAUCCUCUCGUCUUCUUAUGGAGCACGCACUUGCUGGCGCCGCGUUCUUAUUGUGAAUUUUUCCGGCGCUCUGGCAAUGGCGUGCCAGUGGAUUGGGAGCCACCCCACGAUUCUGCAACGUGCAACGUCUGCCAUACGCUGUACCCUCCCUCAUUCGCCCGUCGGUUUAUUCGAGGCCUUGCUUCCCUAUCAGAGUGGAAGGAAUGGCUAUCCACUGUGUAG
Aspergillus pseudoviridinutans is the source of this 1452-nucleotide messenger RNA. RefSeq lists its product as uncharacterized. The transcript has 2 exons. The record is from RefSeq and is a predicted model, not a curated record. NCBI's taxonomy places the organism in Eukaryota, Fungi, Ascomycota, Eurotiomycetes, Eurotiales, Aspergillaceae. The coding region runs from base 1 to 1452 and encodes 483 amino acids.